Macrosteles quadrilineatus (aster leafhopper) is the source of this 1293-nucleotide messenger RNA. RefSeq lists its product as uncharacterized. The record is from RefSeq and is a predicted model, not a curated record. Gene Ontology annotation, molecular function: nucleic acid binding. Lineage: Eukaryota; Metazoa; Arthropoda; Insecta; Hemiptera; Cicadellidae. Bases 1 to 1293 code for a protein of 430 amino acids. The transcript has 2 exons. Gene Ontology annotation, biological process: DNA integration.
AUGGAAAUCUACUGUAUGAAAUGCAAAAGGAAAACCACGUCUCAAGACAGUGGGGAGUAUGUCAAAACCGUUAACAACAAAUGGCGUUUAAAUACGACAUGCAAUAUUUGUGGUCAGCGUAAAGGCGCCUUCGUCAAAGUUCCAGAACCCAGUAUGGCCGCCAAGGAAGUACAUAGACCAGUGAUCAAGCACUUUCCUCGACGACGUAUUGUUACCCUAGGUAUAGACGAUCUGUGGGCCGCAGAUCUGGUUGUCAUGAGAAAGUAUGCCAGUGAGAAUAAUGGCUAUAGUUAUAUGUUAAAUGUGAUUGAUACCUUUUCAAAAUUCGCCUGGUCAGAGCCAUUGAUGACCAAACGGGGUGCAGAAGUAGCCGAAUCGUUUAUGCUCAUAUUGAAGCGAGCAAUUGACGUCAAUGGUCACACCGCUCCCAGACUGUUACACACCGAUAAGGGCAAAGAAUUUCUUAACCGUGAUUUUAAGUCAGUUUUGCAAUCGUACAACAUAAAAAUGUACCAUACUGAAAAUGAGGAAAAGAGUGCAAUCAUUGAGAGGUUCAAUCGUACGUUGAAUGAAAAAAUGAAGGUUAUAUUCGAGACUCGAAAUUAUUUUCGGUGGUUGGACAUAGUUCAAGACUUGUUACAUCAGUACAACAACAGUGUCCAUCGUACAAUUUGUAUGAAACCUGCAGAGGUUACUAAGGCGGACGUACCUAGAUUGCUUGAGAGGUUCUCCAAUAUUCCUCAUACACCUAGAAAAAUAAAAUUUCAACUAGGAGACAGAGAGAUAUCAAUAGAAUGCCAAACAAAAGCAAAGAGAUUACAGAAGAACAAGUAUGAUAAAAAGGCCAAAGAAAGAGAGUACACUGUUGGACAAAAGGAUUACCUUCAUGUACCUCAAAUAAAGAAAGGAAGAGUCAAGAAACUUUCUAGACUAUGGAAAGGCCCCUACAGGAUUGUGGAUGUUAUCUCAAGCUUGAAUGUUGUCCUGAGAAUUAAAGGGAAAAAUGUCACAGUACAUGUAAAUAGAAUUAAACCUGUAUUGGACAUGGUGCUAACACAGGAAGAAGUAGAAGAAAAUAACGAAGACAGAGCACAUGAAGCAAUGGAUACUGUGAGGGAAGAAGGAGGAGACAAUGGCGAGUUGUCCAGGCAAGCUAAUGUACCUCAGGAACCAGAACAGGCAGAAGAGCCACCUGAGUCAGAAGGCACCACUAGCGCUCCAGAUCCAACAAGCGACAGGCCCAGACGAGAAAGAAGGGUACCAAGGAGACUUGAAGACUUUGAACUUCAAUAG